AUGGCUGAUAACAUUCGACGUGCUCUUCAACAAAUUGAUCUCGGUAUCGAUGAUGAACCAUUUGCUAUUCCUCAAGCGGUGGUUCAACAGGCGGAGGAUGCAAAUCGGUUUUGCCUUCUGGGGAGACCUCUUAUCCCUCGGAAACAAGACAUUCGGCAUCUAAUUAAUGCUCUUCCCCGUUCUUGGGGUUUGGUCGGCUUUGUUCGUGUUCGUAUUGUGGAGCAAAGGCGCUGUCCCUUCAUUUUUCCUUCUGAGGAAUCUCUGGCGACUGUUCAACGUCGUGGUCCUUGGGCUUUUGCUGAUCGUAUGGUGGUUCUACAACGCUGGGCUCCAGAUAUGGAUCCCAAUUCUCUCAAUUUCAUUCCUUUUUGGAUUCAAAUUCGUGGAAUCCCUUUCCAAUUUUUGAAUCUGGGAGUGAUUACUAGUAUCACUCGUGCUUUGGGAGAACGUAUGGAGAUUGAUUUUGAUGAAGAAGCUGCAAAUCGGGUUCAGUUUGUUCGUGUCCGGAUUAACUGGAAUGUUGAUCACCCUCUCUGUUUCCAGCGUAACUUUCAAUUCACCCCUGGUGUGAAUACGGUGCUUAGUUUCUUCUACGAGCGUCUCCGUGGGUUUUGUUCUGUCUGUGGUCUGUUAACUCAUGAUACGGGUCGCUGUCUCAUCCAGAAUGGUGGUCAUGAGGGUCCUGAUGAAGAUAAUAACGAUGAUGAUGAUGAAGCCCCUGAGUAUGUGGGUAACCCGGGGGUUCAUAUUGAGGAGAUUAAUGAUGCAAACGGACCUAACAUGGAUGCAGAUGGCCCUGGAAAUCUGAACGAGCAAGAUCUGCCUCCUGCUGCUGCUGUUGAGGCUGAGGGUGAUGCUUUGGAUGUUGCUUCAGAGUUCUCUGAUAUCGAUCCGGAGCAUAAUUCUCUGGAAUCUGAUGAUGAUUAUGAAACAAAUGACUACACUGGUACUUUCAGUGCUGAGCUUGAUCCUAAUGAAUUGUUUAACCCUAUUCCUCCUUUUGACAAUGCAACAGGAGACAUCCCUAGAAGCUCUUCGUACCCGAUGAUGUCUAAGGCUAUUCAUUCUAUUCCAGACGUUUUGGAGAAUUCUGCUCAUGAGUUGAUAUCCAUGCUGGAUUCUAAGGACAAAGGCAAGCGCAAAAGAGAGGAUUGUAUCGAACAAUCUGAUGGUGGUGCUAUGGUGAAGAUGAGGUUUGACAUGUCGGGUGAAGGUAGUGGUUCUGUAUCCGCUACUGCUCAAGGGUUGGGUAGUGCUCCUACAGUUCGACGCCGAAAGGAGAUCAGUCUGAAGAAUCUCCUGGACAUCAUCUGCCUAUCAGAGACAAAACAACAAGAUGAUUAUGUGGUUCAACAAGCUUUAGAUUUGGGUUAUCAUCAUUGUGUAACAGUUCCUCCAGUUGGGUUAAGUGGGGUUUCAAGUAAUGGAAUCAGUUUCUACUUCUCUUUUGUUUAUGGUCAUCCCCAUCCUUUCUUUCGUAAAGAGACUUGGGAGAAAUUGGAAAGACUAGCCAUUACUAGAAACAGCCAUCCUUGGUUCAUAAUGGGAGACUUCAAUGAACUGUUAGGCAACAAUGAGAAACGAGGGGGAAGAUUAAGACCUGAGACUUCUUUUGCAGACAUGAGAAAUAUGGUUAGACACUGCAAUUUUUCAGAUUUGAAGAUCAUUGGAGAUAGAUUCUCUUGGGCUGAUCAGAGAGGUGCUCAUUAUGUGAGAAGUUGUUUAGAUCGCACUAUGGCUAAUGCCCAUUGGCAUUCUCUGUUUCCAGCCUCUGAAACUCGUUUUCUUGAGUUUGAUGAGUCUGAUCAUCGCCCGUUGGUGACUUCAAUUGCAGAAUCAACAGUUUUGAGACGUGGGAUGUUUACUUAUGACUCAAGAUUAUAUGAUAAAGAGGGUUUUAAAGACUCAGCUUUGAGAGGUUGGAGAAGAGUUUCUGGUUCUGCUCAGGGGAGUUUGAUUCAACGCCUCAGUUUUUGUAGACAAGAAAUGUCCCUCUGGAAACGUUGUAAUCGUAUGAAUGCUAAUGAGAGAAUUGGUAUCCUUAAGAGAGAUUUGGACAGAGCUGUUGCUUUUGGUUCUCCGAUAUCAGAAAGAAAUAAAAUUCGUCAGGAGUUGAAUCAAGCGAGAUUAGAGGAAGAGUUUCACUGGAAAAUCAAAAGCAGGAACACUUGGUUAUCUGUUGGGGAUCGCAAUACUGCGUUUUUUCAUAAGACUGCUCAAGCUAAGAAAAUCAGAAACAUAAUAAAUGUUAUUCAAGAUCAAGAUGGUGUGUUACGGCGGUCUGAGAAUGAGAUUGCUGUGGCUGCUUCUAAUUAUUUUCAGGAUGUGUAUUCUUCUCAGGCUACAACUGACACCAAUCUUACUAGUCUUUUCCAAAAUAUUCAGAGCAAGGUUUCUUCUUCUAUGAAUAGUGAUCUUACUAGAGAUAUUUCUGAAGAGGAAAUUUAUCAAGCUGUUUUCAGUAUUGGCACUCAUCGUGCUCCAGGUCCUGAUGGUUUCUCCGGAGUUUUUUAUCAUCAGUUUUGGGAUGAUAUCAAGAUCGAUGUUAUCAAUGAGGUUAAAAGUUUUUUCAAUGAUAGUAGUAUGGGGAAUCUUCAUAACCAUACUAAUAUCUGUCUAAUUCCAAAGAUUGAAUGUCCCAUUUCAAUGUCAGAUUAUCGUCCGAUAGCUCUGUGUAAUGUUAGCUACAAGAUAAUCUCUAAAGUCCUGGUGAAUAGAUUGAAAUCACAUCUUGGUAAUGUUAUUUCUGAGAAUCAAGCAGCUUUUAUCCCGGGCCGGAUGAUCACGGACAACAUUAUCAUUGCUCAUGAAGUUCAUCAUGCCUUAAAAGUUCGGAAGCGUCAAUCUAAAUCUUAUAUGGCUGUCAAGACGGAUAUUACCAAGGCUUAUGAUCGUCUAGAAUGGAAUUUCUUAGAGAAAACUAUGUCAGUCUUGGGUUUUGAUCAGAAAUGGAUUCGCUGGAUAAUGACUUGUGUCUCUUCUGUUAGCUACUCAGUCUUGAUCAAUGGCACUCCUCAUGGUUUGAUUCAUCCAGGGAGGGGGUUAAGGCAGGGAGAUCCGUUAUCCCCCUAUCUUUUUAUUCUUUGUGCUGAGAUUCUUUCUCAAUUGGUUAACAAUGCAGCUGCCAAUAGGUCUUUACAGGGGAUUAAAGUCAGUAAUGGUGGGGUUCCCAUUACCCAUCUUUUAUUUGCUGAUGACUCCUUAUUUUUUACACUGGCUAAUGAUAAAUCCUGUAACGCAUUGAAGAAGAUCUUUUCUAGUUAUGAGCAAGCUUCUGGUCAAGCAAUCAAUUUAAGUAAGUCUUCUAUUACGUUUGGCAGUCGGGUGCAUCAUGAUGUCAAAAGACGGAUCAGAAAUAGAAUGGGAAUCCACAAUGAUGGGGGUGGUAAGUAUCUUGGUUUGCCUGAGCAAUUUAGUCGAAAAAAAACUGAAAUGUUUCAAUACAUUUUGGAAAAAGUGAAAGAGAGAACUCAAGGAUGGAGGAAGACUUUUCUUUCUCCAGCAGGAAAAGAGGUCUUACUUAAAUCAAUUGCUCUUGCUAUGCCAAUCUAUUCUAUGAAUUUAUUUCGACUUCCAAAGGAGAUAUGUGAGGAGAUCUCUAGUAUUCUUGCUCGGUUUUGGUGGAGUAAUGAUGAAAAUAAGAAGGGUAUGCAUUGGUUUGCUUGGAAUCGUAUGAGUCUCCCUAAAAAAGAAGGUGGUUUAGGUUUUCGUGAUCUGGAGCAUUUUAAUACAGCUUUACUGAGUAAGCAAGCUUGGAGAAUAUUGAAGCAUCAUAACUGUCUUAUGGCUAAAGUUUUAAAAGGUCGCUAUUUUGCAGACUCAAAUAUUCUGGUUGCUACAUAUAAACCUAAAUCUUCCUAUUUGUGGAAAUCUAUUCUUCAUGGGCGUGAUUUAUUGACUAAGGGACUUCGUUUUAUUAUUGGUGAUGGCUCUAUGGUUAAUGUUAGUAAGGAUCCUUGGCUUCCUUAUCAUCCUCCUAGAGCUCCUGUUGUUAUUAUGGAUAAUGUGGAGUCUUUAAAAGUUUCUGAGUUGUUGAAUGAUGAGAAAACAGGCUGGAAAGAUGAUAUAGUUCGGAGGAUUAUUCAUGAAGAUGAUGUUGAUACUGUGUUGAAGUUAAAGAUAACUACUGGGGCAGAGGGUGAUUUUUUAGGUUGGCAUUACAACAAGGAUGGAAACCAUUCGGUUAAAUCUGCUUAUUGGCUUUCCACUCAUAUCAAUGAUCAGAAUAUUCAGCCUCCUCCUGGUAAUGUCAAUCUAAAAACUUUAAUUUGGAAACUGCAUACUGCUCCGAAGCUCAAGCAUUUUCUUUGGCGUUUUUUAUCGGGGGCUCUUCCUACGGGUGCUACAAUGAAAGCUAGGCAUAUAAAUCAGUAUUUUGUUUGUCGUCGUUGUUGUUCUACAGAUGAGUCAAUUGAGCACUUGUUUUUUGGUUGUACGUAUGCGCAAGCUGUUUGGAGGGGAUCGGGUAUUCCUGUGAAUCGUAUUUUGGAUCCUACCAUAUCUGUGGAAGAUAAAAUUCAGAUUUUCUUCACCAUGAAUGCAGAUCAGAACCUUGAUAAGAUCCAUAGACAUUUUCCAAUCUGGAUUUUAUGGAGGUUAUGGAAGUGUAGGAAUAUGCUUCUCUACCAAUGUAAAUUCUUUGAUUGGAAUUAUUGUUUACGUCAGGCAAAGCGUGAUGCUAUUGAAUGGUGUGAUGUUAUUAUUAAAGUUGAUUCUCUACAUAUGCAUCCAAGACAGCAUGACAGGUUAUUGAAUACUCAUUCAAAUUGGCAUCGUCCGGAUCAGGGUUGGAUUAAGUGCAACUACGAUGGAUCUUAUAUCAAUCCAACAGUUAAGGCUAAGGCAGGUUGGAUUUUUCGUACUACUACGGGUGUUUAUGAUGGCUCUGGCCAUGGUAUUGGUUUGUGUACUAGCUCGGCUCUUGAGAGUGAACUUCAGGCUGUUUGUUUGGCUCUGCAACAUGCUUCGAUCAAAAGUUACAAGAAUAUUCAUUUGGAGGGUGAUAAUAAAGAGGUGGUGUCUAUUCUUCAAGGUCUUUCUCAGAACUUUGCUGUGCUAAACUGGAUUCGUGAAGUGAAGAAUUGGAGUCGUCAUUUUGAUAAUAUCAAAUAUAGUUGGAUUUCUAGAAGAGGAAAUUCAUGUGCUGAUACUUUAGCUAAAGCUCCCUUACCUAAUGAUCUUUCUGUUUAUUACUAUUCUUAUGCUCCUCAUUUUUUGAUUCAGCCUUUGUACAUUGAUAACAUUUGA
Molecule: messenger RNA, 5247 nt
Organism: Capsella rubella
Lineage: Eukaryota; Viridiplantae; Streptophyta; Magnoliopsida; Brassicales; Brassicaceae
Exons: 3
Coding region: 1-5247 (1748 amino acids)
Molecular function (GO): RNA-DNA hybrid ribonuclease activity; nucleic acid binding
Source: RefSeq, a predicted model, not a curated record